GCUUGAAUACUUCCUGCUGCUUCAAAAUACCCGUUCCGUUGCCCGGAAACGGCUGUAAACACAAACAUUUUUUUCUUCCAAAAUAGCAGCAGUGGUGAAAAUUCUUUUGUUCUUUUUUGUACAAAAUUCCGGAAUCUACACGGAAAAAUGCCAAAACUGAACACCACAUUGUGAGAUUUCCAUUAUUAUGUCCGGCCACGGACGGUCCGUGUUUGCGAAUUCCUGCAUUAAGAAGCCUUUAAGCCCAAGAAGUAAGCAUCCGAACCCGUCCUAUCUGAUACCGCAGUGCAGUCUGGACCGAGGUCCGGACGACCCGCAGGCUCAAGAUAAUUUGAACAUGAUUACCCGAAAAAAGGCCAACAGCAAGUGCCCAUUGGCCAGGACAGGCCAUCAACGUCGCACUAAAUGUUGCUCAAUUACGCACCAACUUAGAAAAGAAACCGAUAACUUCCAAUCGUUGGUUAAGUUCUACGACAGCAUUCCGGAUUACGAUGACAUGCAUCAUCUACCGAACGACGAAUUUUACUGUAAGCUAAAUACACUUCGUAAGAAGCAGCAAGAGUUAAGAUUCGCGUGUUCCAAUGGCUAUGAGAGCAGAUGUAACAAGAAAGAGUUGAAACCACCAGUCGUACUAGUAGAGCCCACCGCAGAUAAUGAUUCACUCCACUCGUGGAGUAAAUCCCCUCCUACGACAACUGGAAUUCUCAACGGAACGCGUAAAGGAUCCGCCAAAUCUGUUCGUAUCGAAACCACCAAAGAAGACGGCGAAUCAGAGGGUAGAUCAUCGCGUAGAAAAUUUCGAGCUGGUACACCCUUUGUUUCUGACCACGAGGACAGUACCAAGAACGCAUCAACUUGUACCACGCCCAUAAAUUCAGACUUUGUCGAACGCUACGAUCGUUACGUCAAACGAAACCUCCGCUGUAAAUCAGCUUCUCCUAUUCGAGACUAUUCGAAGAUUACCGUUCCACAGCCUUACAAAAUGACACAAAGAGAAGAGGAAGAGCGAACAUUACAAGAACUGCUUAUCGCCAGCAAGAAUGCAUUUUCUUCCAAAGAGACUCUCAACAAACCCAUCCCUAGCACCAUCAAAGCCAAUCCUGUCCCGAUUACCUCGCGCAUUCCUCUGUUCGACACCAUCAUGGCCGACCAGGAGUACCGGAACCAGCUGGCCAAACUCAACUCGGAGAUCGAGCUCCAGUCGCAGAUAAAACCAUUCCACUUUAGCGAACGUCUCAACCGCCCAAAUAACCGUUGUCUAAGCCGUAGUCUUUCAUCGCCAGCGCUGCUGACAACUGGUUUGGAAACCGAUCACAAACCAACUACUUUCAAAGCGAAGCCAUGCCCGAAGAACCUGUUCAGCAAUUACUUCUACUUUAAGAUGUGGGAGGACGAAUACUUCCGCAACAUGACAAAACGGAUUCGAGCGGAGGAGCUAAUGAAACAGUCUCAUCUUCCACCUGCAAUGGCCCGCAGGGAUAAGCAACAGCGCAAGAACUGUGCACUUCUUCGUGGUGAAGAGCAGGGCACACCGAAGAAAAUUAAACGCAAACAGCGAAAAUCGAAGCGAAGUGCGAAGCGAAAGAAGAGCGUCGAAGAGAGGUGCGCUGACUACUUUUCCAGUGUAGGCAACGUGUUCGAACAACCAACGCCACCGUCCCACCAGAAGCGUUCGUCGAAGCCGCUGUAUCCAUCGAGUAACUCGAGUUACAGUUCAACCGUUGAUGUUCAUCCGCCUAGCAACACUCCCGCACCGAUCUAUCCGGUUAACAGACCCAACUUGGCUGCCACUUUGCGUACAGAGUGGUGCCGAAAGAAGAUGCGAGAGCUGGAUCUAGAAGACAACGUGAACGUGAAGAAGGCGCCUCGCUUCCAAUGGGGUGUAAAACGAUCGCAAGCUUUCCAGAAUUUGAACAUGGAUCAAACACACCAAGAGGAAUUGAAUCUGCGUCUGGCGACGCGACGAGCGGAGCAAAAGCUGAGACAGGAGGAACACGCUAUUAACAUGGAACUGAUGAGACAGCGUGUGAAAGCAGCACCAUUGCUGCUGGAGGGCCCACCACAGUGGGGACCGCGGUUAGGCCAUGUUGCACACCGUUGCAUGGUGAGCGGAAAGGACUCGGAACCGCUGUUCCGCAAGAUAGCAAUGGAGAAAAACGUUGGAAAGGGCGCCAAAAAGGGUUUGAAGAAGCGCGAAUCUUCCAGCUGUGGAAGAGUAAGCAGCGGACACCAGCACAAUGACCAUAGUUAUCGUUUAAGUGAGAAGCAUCGCAGUUCCAGCGGGAGCAAGCUAAGCAACUAUUCGGUAGAUUCUUUUGGGAAAAUGAGUUCAAAAUUUUGCGAAAGUGAAGUGCUUGAAAGUAUCGGAGACGAUGUCUGAUAUAAGAAAGAGGUGAGACAAUUCGAGGAAGGUUAGAUGUCUUUUUCGGUGUAUGAACAAUCAGAUCUCUGUGUUGUUGGAUAAGUGUAGGCUAGUUUAAGGUUUUGCAUGAUACUCCUCAGAAAUUAUAGAACGCACUUCAAGAUAAUUGUAAAUGAAUG
Molecule: messenger RNA, 2541 nt
Organism: Armigeres subalbatus
Lineage: Eukaryota; Metazoa; Arthropoda; Insecta; Diptera; Culicidae
Product: protein FAM161A
Exons: 3
Coding region: 188-2380 (730 amino acids)
Biological process (GO): cilium organization
Cellular component (GO): cilium
Source: RefSeq, a predicted model, not a curated record